GCCGCCGCCAUCAUGAGCGUGGAGGCGUACGGGCCCAGCUCGCAGACGCUGACUUUCCUGGACACCGAGGAGGCCGAGCUGCUGGGCGCCGACACGCAGGGCUCCGAGUUCGAGUUCACCGACUUCACCUUGCCCAGCCAGACCCAGACGCCGCCCGGCGGAGGAGGAGGCGGCGCCGGAGCCCAGGGGAACCCCGGGGCGCCCGGAGGAGGAGGGGGGCCGACCUCGGCCGUCGCGGCCGGGCAGCUGGAAGCCCAGGUCAACGGGCCUGACGGCAUUCUCCAAAAUGGCGCAGUGGAUGAUAAUGUGGUGAAGACCAGCCAGCUCUUGGCAGAGCUCAAUUUUGAGGAAGAUGAGGAAGACACAUAUUAUACCAAAGACCUUCCUGUGCAUGCUUGCAGCUACUGUGGCAUCCAUGACCCUGCUUGUGUGGUCUACUGCAACACCAGCAAGAAGUGGUUCUGCAACGGCCGUGGGAAUACCUCUGGCAGCCACAUCGUGAACCAUCUCGUGAGGGCCAAAUGCAAGGAAGUGACUCUUCACAAAGACGGGCCCCUGGGGGAGACGGUCUUGGAAUGCUACAACUGCGGUUGCCGAAAUGUGUUCCUCCUUGGCUUCAUCCCAGCCAAGGCCGACUCAGUGGUGGUUUUGCUGUGCAGGCAGCCUUGUGCCAGUCAGAGCAGCCUGAAAGAUAUCAACUGGGACAGUUCGCAGUGGCAGCCUCUGAUCCAGGACCGCUGCUUCCUCUCCUGGCUGGUCAAGAUUCCUUCUGAGCAGGAGCAGCUGAGAGCCCGGCAGAUCACGGCUCAGCAGAUAAACAAGCUGGAGGAGCUGUGGAAGGAAAACCCGUCUGCCACCCUCGAGGACCUGGAGAAACCUGGCGUGGACGAGGAGCCUCAGCAUGUCCUGCUUCGAUACGAGGAUGCUUAUCAGUACCAGAACAUCUUUGGGCCACUGGUCAAGCUUGAGGCGGACUAUGACAAGAAACUCAAGGAGUCUCAGACCCAAGACAACAUCACCGUGCGAUGGGACCUGGGCUUGAACAAGAAAAGGAUUGCUUACUUCACCUUGCCGAAGACGGACUCAGAUAUGCGUCUGAUGCAGGGAGACGAAAUCUGCCUGAGGUACAAAGGGGAUUUGGCUCCGCUGUGGAAGGGAAUUGGCCACGUCAUUAAAGUUCCAGAUAAUUAUGGCGACGAGAUUGCUAUCGAGCUGAGAAGCAGCGUCGGCGCUCCGGUGGAAGUGACCCACAACUUCCAGGUGGACUUUGUGUGGAAGUCUACCUCCUUUGACAGAAUGCAGAGCGCGCUCAAAACGUUUGCCGUGGAUGAAACCUCAGUAUCUGGCUACAUCUACCACAAGCUGCUCGGCCACGAGGUGGAAGAUGUCAUUAUCAAGUGUCAGCUGCCGAAACGCUUCACGGCACAGGGACUGCCUGACCUCAAUCACUCUCAGGUGUAUGCUGUGAAAACUGUCUUGCAGCGUCCGUUGAGCCUAAUCCAGGGCCCUCCCGGGACAGGCAAAACUGUGACGUCAGCUACCAUUGUUUACCACCUGGCCAGGCAAGGAAAUGGGCCUGUACUGGUCUGUGCACCAAGUAACAUAGCUGUGGAUCAGCUGACCGAGAAGAUACAUCAGACCGGACUGAAAGUGGUGCGUCUGUGCGCAAAGAGCCGGGAGGCGAUUGACUCCCCAGUAUCUUUCCUGGCCCUGCACAACCAGAUCAGAAACAUGGACAGUAUGCCUGAGCUUCAGAAACUGCAGCAGCUGAAAGACGAGACUGGAGAACUGUCCUCCGCAGAUGAAAAACGCUACCGGGCGCUCAAGCGAACGGCUGAGCGGGAAUUGCUGAUGAAUGCUGACGUCAUCUGCUGCACGUGCGUGGGGGCCGGCGACCCGAGGCUGGCCAAGAUGCAGUUCCGCUCCAUCUUGAUCGACGAAAGCACCCAGGCCACAGAGCCGGAGUGCAUGGUGCCGGUGGUCCUUGGUGCGAAGCAGUUGAUCCUGGUGGGGGACCAUUGCCAGCUCGGCCCUGUCGUGAUGUGCAAGAAAGCCGCCAAGGCGGGCCUGUCCCAGUCCCUCUUUGAGCGGCUGGUGGUCCUGGGAAUCCGGCCCAUCCGCCUACAAGUGCAGUACCGCAUGCACCCCGCCCUGAGCGCAUUUCCUUCCAACAUCUUUUACGAGGGGUCUCUCCAGAAUGGCGUCACAGCAGCGGACCGUGUGAAAAAGGGAUUUGACUUCCAGUGGCCUCAGCCGGACAAGCCUAUGUUUUUCUACGUAACCCAAGGGCAAGAGGAAAUCGCAAGCUCCGGCACAUCUUACCUGAACAGGACAGAAGCCGCCAACGUGGAGAAGAUCACCACCAAGCUGCUGAAAGCCGGCGCGAAACCAGACCAAAUUGGCAUCAUCACCCCCUACGAGGGACAGCGCUCUUACCUGGUGCAGUACAUGCAGUUCAGCGGCUCCCUCCACACCAAGCUUUACCAGGAGGUGGAAAUUGCCAGCGUCGACGCCUUCCAAGGACGAGAGAAGGACUUCAUCAUCCUGUCCUGCGUCAGAGCUAACGAACACCAAGGGAUUGGUUUCCUGAACGAUCCCCGGCGCCUCAACGUGGCUCUCACCAGAGCAAGGUACGGCGUCAUCAUCGUGGGCAACCCCAAGGCCCUCUCCAAGCAGCCCCUCUGGAACCACCUGCUGAACUACUACAAGGAGCAGAAAGUGCUGGUUGAGGGUCCCCUGAACAACCUCCGUGAGAGCCUCAUGCAGUUCAGCAAGCCUCGGAAGCUCGUGAACACCAUCAACCCGGGAGCCCGAUUUAUGACGACUGCCAUGUACGAUGCCCGUGAAGCCAUCAUCCCAGGAUCGGUCUACGACCGCAGCAGCCAAGGCCGCCCCUCCAACAUGUAUUUCCAAACGCACGACCAGAUCGGGAUGAUCAGCGCUGGGCCGAGCCACGUCACCGCCAUGAACAUUCCCAUCCCGUUCAACUUGGUGAUGCCCCCGAUGCCUCCGCCGGGAUAUUUCGGACAGGCCAAUGGGCCGGCUGCCGGACGCGGGAAUCCGAAAGGCAAGACCAGCCGCGGCGGGCGCCAGAAGAACCGUUUCGGGAUGCCGGGGGUGAGCCAGUCCAACCUCCCCAACAGCCAGGCCAGUCAAGACGUGGUGUCGCAGCCCUUUUCUCAGGGCCCCUUGACUCAGGGCUACAUCUCCAUGAGCCAGCCGUCACAGAUGAGCCAGCCAGGCCUCUCCCAGCCAGAACUGUCGCAGGACAGUUACCUGGGUGACGAGUUUAAAUCUCAGAUUGACGUGGCCCUGUCGCAGGAUUCUACCUACCAGGGGGAACGCGCAUAUCAACAUGGAGUGACGGGACUGUCACAGUAUUAGAGUGUUGAAGAAGAGGAGCUAAGCUUGUGUGGAGCUUAGUUCGUCAGCAUUUUAUUCUGGGUAAUAAAAAAUAAAAUAAAAUGGAUACCUGUUUUCCACUGCUAAAACUGAAGCAACUCUGUGAGAGCAACAGGAGAGAGAGAGAGGGAGAGAAAGAGAGAGAAACCAACGGAGAGGAGAGAGACGCGUGCGCGCGCGAGAGAGCCCACUGCUAGCUCACUGAGACAAGGAGACUGACCAGAGAUGGGAGAGAGCGCCGGAGGACCGACCGGCGUCUCGCUAGGGGGGAGCCCACCUGCCCUGGAAGAACCGAGCGGUCAGCGGAGUCCCCUGUUCUCCCCUUCCCCCC
Messenger RNA from Euleptes europaea (tarantolino), 3733 nucleotides. It is a transcript of the gene UPF1, whose product is annotated as UPF1 RNA helicase and ATPase. Bases 13 to 3384 code for a protein of 1123 amino acids. Gene Ontology annotation, molecular function: zinc ion binding; RNA helicase activity; RNA binding. Gene Ontology annotation, biological process: nuclear-transcribed mRNA catabolic process, nonsense-mediated decay. Lineage: Eukaryota; Metazoa; Chordata; Lepidosauria; Squamata; Sphaerodactylidae. The transcript has 25 exons. Gene Ontology annotation, cellular component: cytoplasm. The record is from RefSeq and is a predicted model, not a curated record.